This is a messenger RNA of Branchiostoma belcheri (Belcher's lancelet), 13232 nucleotides long. RefSeq lists its product as uncharacterized. The transcript is spliced from 70 exons. Gene Ontology annotation, biological process: homophilic cell-cell adhesion. NCBI's taxonomy places the organism in Eukaryota, Metazoa, Chordata, Leptocardii, Amphioxiformes, Branchiostomatidae. The coding region runs from base 14 to 12715 and encodes 4233 amino acids. Gene Ontology annotation, molecular function: calcium ion binding; protein binding. Gene Ontology annotation, cellular component: membrane. The record is from RefSeq and is a predicted model, not a curated record.
GACACUUCAUUGGAUGAACCUGAGGGAGGACCUCGCACAGAUAUCUGACGACAUCUCCGUGGCGUUUGAGUCCCUGUCGGAGCUGGACGACUGGGCGGUCCAGCAAGUAGAGUCCACGGACUUCACUAUACGCUUCUAUGGAGUGGACAUUAAUGCAAUGAGACAACAGAUUGUGACUGAGCUUCGUGACUUGUUGAACGGACUCCUGGGCCCCAUACAAGAAGUCCACCGGAUUCCUAACAUCUUCCUCUCUGCGUACAACGAGACUGUGGACCUCAUCAAAUCCAUCAAAGACGGCUACAAUGGAAUCAAAACCGGUUACGACGAAGCUAAGUCCCUGAUUGAGCAAAUCUUCGGAGCCAAAGCUGACCAAGAUUUUCCCAGAAAGUACCUGGAGUCGGCCGCAUGCGGGGAUGGCUUCUACCCGAGCACUGGUCUAGGGCGUUACGCUCAACAAGGGGUGCUGCUAGAGGCAGCCGCCGGGCAACAAAUCGGCGCCCCCUUUUCAGGCAUCAUAAGGAGGUCGGGCAGCAACCAAGUGACCAUAACGACGGAUUCUAUGGAAAAACUGGAAGUCAUCAUUGACAAUAUAAACUUCCUCCCCGAAAAAGAGAUGAAACGGGUCUUCAAAGGAACUCUCAUUGGUACAGUGUCCUCCUCCAGCUGUCAGCCUAACCACAUCCACCUGGCCAUCAGAAACACGCAGUCCGGAGGUUUAGUGGAUCCGACACGCUUCACGGAGAAGAGAGACAUGGUGGUCCCAGGCUGGCGACAAGAAUGCGGCGACUGGAACCUAGAAUUCUUUGAUUAUGGAAAACGCCAGUUCGUUGUCGUAUCGACCGGAAACUUUGGAGGCUCCAGAGAAGAAGACACCUCCCCGGCACGAAUCUUACCAGACAUUUCCGACCUGGAUCAAGCGUUUCGCCAGAUCCAUGAAGUAAAGAAAAGGGACGUGGGGCAAUGGUUUGACCAAGCAAAGGGUUUUGUCAGUAGCUUGAAUCUUCCCGACUUGAAGGAGAUCGUCUCCCUGUUGGACUUUGACUUCCGAAGUCUGCAACUCUCCAAAGUGUUGGAGUUCAUGGUGUUGUCUGGACUGGCGGAUGCCAAGGCCAGGCUUGAACGGACAGUAGAGCGUCUUCUGGAGUCGCUUCACCUAGAAAAGACGUCCUGCCCUGUACCGGAGACACUCGAUGACGCAGCGCUGAGGAGAAUUCUGCGUGACGGAGGGAACCCUGCCACUGGUUCCAGAGCCACCCUGCUCAACAACUACAGGAAACCAGAAAACCGAUGUCCCGACUUGAGACAACAUCUUCCUCAGAACAUGCGCUGUUUCUUCGAGGACAACUGUCUGGGCGUGACGUGCUGUGUCGACCUAAAUCUUGUCUUCACCAGGCGGUCCCUCAGUGCCUUCGCAAUAAUUGACCCUUGUAGUAACCAGCUGACGCUAGGUUUGGGGUUAUGGAGGAAGACCUUUGAUAUCAUCGACCCCUCCUUUGCGGCAGAAGAUGCUGGACAUGCAGAAGAAAACCUACAGAUUCUCGACAUUGCACAAGUGAUCUUCAAGUACAAAAUUGUCGCUAUUCCAGGUGGAGUUGAGCUCACCUUCCAAGUGACGCUGUGUUCAGUGCUGGAUAACCUGUGCCUCCCCUAUGUGAGCGUCUUCAGCAGGACCAGACUUCAGCUGGGAGUUUGCCAAGCCUCAGCGUUGACACCGUCUGGAAGGAGAAAGAGAAGCAUUGCUGAUAUGGGGCAGUUGUUAUUAGGCGACAUUGAGAGGCUAAUAGACGACGCUAAUAUGAUAGCUGAUGACGUCACUGAGGUCAUAAGGGAACUACGAACGCUUUAUCGUGACAUAGCCAUUGCAGCUAUUGACAACGCCCUGCAUCAGGUCUUCAAAGACCAGUUCACAUCUCUGGAUAAGAAGCUGUCAUUUACAAUUCCAAUCGGGCCAUACAACGUGGAUUUCUUCCGGUACCAAGUCCCCUUCAUACUUGGACCGAUUGUCAUGAUUUUUGGGUGGGGAGGUGGUGGAAGCUAUGGCGUGACGUUCACUACAGACGUUCGAAUACUGUCAAUGCAGGCUGAUGUAACAGUGACUCCCUCCGUAGGCUGCCAAGUCUGGGGUAGCCUCACUGUAUGGCUCGGUCUUUUUGAGGGGAGGCUCCAAAUCACAGGAUACGUCAUGACCACGUCAUUUCCGUGCAAGGCGGAACUACAGUUCACCAAGUUCCCGUUGGACGUGGGGAUCCGAAUGGACAUGAACUUGGUUCCCCUGAGGCUGGAGCUCCGUGGUAUCCUGGAGCUGACGAUACCCCUGCCGUUCAAAACCAUCACGAAAACCCUGAUCAACAAACUCCUCUGGCAAUACGCCACCCCGACCAUCCACGCCACGAUAUUCGCCAUCAACUCGGAUGAACCGGACACAUCUCCCCCUGAUUUCAAAGUCUAUUCUUCGCCGUUCGAAAACGGCGUGGCCAGGCGAGCAGCCCAGACGACCAACUGCAUCGUGAAGCAGCAGUACGGACGGGACUACACGGAGCCGGCCUUCCUGCUGGAACUGGCCGUGGAUGACGACAGGAGCGAGGUGGAUCUCACCUACUCUGUCGGCGUCACCAGGGGAGGCAGCGACCAGGUGUUGGAUCAACCGCUGGGAGGCUUCACAACAAUAGUGGCACAGAUUUUACGAGGAGGAGUGCCUCUCUACUUCACCGUGACGGCCACCAACUCGGCCCAGCAGACCGCCCUGGCCACGUGUGAGCUGCCGACAUAUGACGUCACGCUGCCAGGGGGCAGGGUCACUCCCGACUUCAUCUCCACCAGCCAUCCCGGGAUCCUUCGCGCGUCAGCUGUCGCCUUGGACGAUUCAGCUCUAGUUAACCAAAAGGAAGCGGUGGGAUACGGACGGAAGGUGUACGGUGACCAAGUCGUCCCCUGGAAGAACAUCAACAUCACCAAAAUCCACGUGGAAAUCAGCAUCGGGCAUGAUCCACACGACACCCGCAAUCUGGAGUACUUUGCAGCGCCGCGUCUUGGGAGAGUGUUGUCUAAGCCUCACCACGUGGCUCACUACCCCUACGCACAGAAGUGUGCCCGGGACUGCCUGGCUCUACCUGCUACAAAGUGCCUCAGCUUUAAUUACGACUACAGCGAUAACGGGCGCUGUGAACUACUGGAGGAGAUAGAGGGACAUGGUGUCGUCAUGUACACGGACGGUAUUUUCCACAACUUUGAACGUCUCGGGAUCGGCCACGCUGUGGAGGUAGCCCACGAGGAUCUGGAACUGAUACACGAUCACCUGUACUACUACAACCUGUUCCUAAACAACACUGUGGGCUACACGAACAUCCUGACGUCUCCGGCGGUGAUAGCCGACUUCGUCCCGCCGUCUCCCGGGCCGCUGGCGAACGUGAGUCAUGACGUCACGGCUGCGGAGGUGUGUGAGGAGUUAGUACCUGACGAGUGGGAGGACAGGUGUGUGGAGCAGACACCUCUACCCAACCACAGGGCUAUAAUAGACGGAGAGGGGUCCCGGACUGUGUUUAACGGAAACAAGCCUCUGGAGGACCUGCGCUAUUUCCGGCCGAACACUUACGUCACAGCGAAUUGGGACGGUUACCAUGACAACGAGACUGGUAUUUUCGGGUACACGUGGACAGUGGGGACGUAUCAUUGCCUGGAUGACGUCCAUCCGCACAAGGACCCACACUCACAUCUGUACGGGGAGAACGAGUGGACACAUCAGGGGCUAGCAUACCCUCUGGACCUGGAGGAUGGUUACUACCACGUGUCCGUGCGUGCCUUGAACAAGGUAGAAUUCGGAGGCCCCCUAGCGACCACCGUGUGUCAUAGCAGCCCCUACGUCAUCGACACUACGCCUCCGUACGUCAAUCACGUCAGGCUCAUCAGCUACGACGAGAACACCUACGAACUCAUUGUUGAGUACAACGUCAGUGACCCUCUGUCCAACAUCCGGGAGGUUGACAUCGGGCUGGGGAAGAGCGCCAGGGACGUGUUCAUCAAGGACUGGCAUCGCCAUGACAACCUGACCCACGUGACCAUGUACUUCCGCAUUCCAGACGGCAUUCCAACAUGGGUCAAAGUUAGAGCCAUCAACAACGUCGACCUGAGGACAGCCGCUCAUGCCCCCAGACCGCUGAUCGUGGACACGACGCCGCCCGUCCCGGGUACCGUGCAUGACGGGGAGGCGUACAGCAGGGACCGGGCUUUCCAGGCUGACGGCACCCGGGUCUGCGCCAGCUGGAAGGAUUUCCAUGACGAGGAGAGUGGAAUUGGUUUUUACUUGUGGGGAGUGGGAACGGCAACAGAUGUAGACGACAUGGUGCAGUUUCAUGAGCUCCCCCACACCCAACACGCGGCCUGUGCCGAGCUGAACCAGACCCUCCAGCACGGCGUGACGUACUACAGCACACUGGUCGCCUUCAACUUGGGACAUGCCAUGAAGAACGUGUCUGUUUCCAGCGAUGGAGUGAUGUACGACGCCACCCCGCCGGAGGAGGGUUGGGUAAAGGACGGCCUUGAUCCUAACCAUGACGUCACGUACUCGUCUGAGACCGCGACCGUCAGCGCGCUCUGGGAUGACUUCCGGGAUCCAGAGUCCGACAUUUCUGACUAUGAAGUUACAGUGUGGAGAAAACAUUCUAACAAUGAUAACAGCAGUGCCGAUACUGCUCCUCACGUGAUCCACGAAGCGACCUCUGUGGGGAAGGAAGCGCACAGCAUCAACUGGCACCACUUCCACCUGCACGACGGAGAUUUCGUGUACGUUGUUGUGAACGCCUCGAAUGGAGCUGGAAGCGUUGUGGUGACAGAGUCGGACGGGUACACAAUGGACACUACCGCUCCUCUUAUGCGUUUCAUUGGAGAUGGUAGCCAGACAGGGACGGACCUUCGAUACUCGGCCAGCAUAACAGAUCUGUCCGUAAAUUGGGAUUUCGAAGAUCCCGAGUCAGGAAUCGACCACUACAAACUUGCUGUGUUCCAGUACCAUGGAGGAAGUCGUCAGCAGAUCUACCCGGCACAGAAGAACGACUGGGUGAUUGUUGAAGGCAGUGCCGCCGGAUGGACCAACAGCGACCCGCUGAGUCUUGUACCAGGCGCGCGGUACAGUGUGCGGGUGUCUGCUGUUAACGGGGCCGGACUGACGACUACGCAUGACACGGACGGCGUCAUCGUGGAUCCUACUCCACCAUCGAACCUGCACGUUGCCGUUGAUGUGAUGCCUGAUGAGCUGGAGGAGCUGUACGAUGGGUACGUUCUGCACACCGACCUGUCCGCCAUCUUGGUGUCCUGGCGGGCCACUGACGGAGAGAGCAAGGUCACCGCGUACUGGGCUGCUGUGGGGACGUCACCAGGCGACACGGACGUAAUGCCGUUCGAAAAUAUGGGACCUGAUGAAAGCGCCUACAUCAACAACCUGCAGCUGCAACUCUAUGACGAAGCCACCGGAUCUCCUGUGUACUAUGUGACAGUAAAGGCCCAGAAUGGAGCUGGUGCAUUUUCCACUGUAGUUGUUUCAAGUCCCAUUAAGGUCGUCCCCGGUGACAAGACGGGAGUGGUGGUGGACGGCCCGCGCAUGGCGGACAGUGAGGACGAUGACGUAGCAACAAUAGAUGUCGACUAUCAACUAUACACGGGCACUGUCACUGUGCGCUUCAAGGGGUUCGAGAGCGCCAGGCAUGGCAUCGUGCACUACGAGUGGGCGAUCGGCACUGCAGCGCUCUGGGAUGACGUCCAGCCCUACUCAUCGGCAGGCAUCGUGACGUAUAAUGACAACGCAAACGUGGAAGGAAUUGGCGGUGAAGGCCACGCACAAUCCCUGCUGCCCCUCCAGCCAGGCCAGCUCUACUACACCACCGUGCGGGCCAUCACAGGCGCCGGGAACGUGCUAGAGUCGGCAUCAGACGGCUUCACUGUAGACGUCACACCUCCUCACGUCGACUUCCUCGGUUUCGGUGUCACGUCAGAGGAUGAAGAGUACGCCUUCGGGCCAGACGUGUCCCUUUACCAGCUGUCAGCGGACUACAUCACAGCGGAGUGGGGGUAUACAGAGGAGGAGAGUGACGUGGUGUUCGCUACUUUUAAGUACGGGACGUUCCCCGGCAGCCACGACGUGUAUAACCGGACUGUGACGAGUCAGAGGACGUCUGUGCCGAACGGACUUGUGCAUCCCUCGUCACAGGGGCGGCCCAACAUUCUCAGCCUUACAGCAAUAAACUCAGUCGGCCUCCGCACUGUCACCCAUUCCGCGAGUCUGACCGUGGACUCCACCCCACCCGUGGCUGGUCACGUCAUCUGCCCGCGUCACAUCCCGGGGACGGACGAGUUACAGUGUACCUGGUACGGCUUCCGGGACGACCAGAGCUUCAUCGACCACUUCCUGUUCGGGGUCGGCACGGAGGAGGGGGACGACUCCGUCUUUCCGUUCACAAGACUGUCGGGAACAGCUGACAGGUUCAAGGCAAAAGGUUUCGCAGGGCAAUUUUUACGUCACCAGGAAAGCUACUACGCCACAGUAAUCGCCUACAGCGCUGUAGGAGGGAAGACAUCAGCCUACUCUGAGGCAAUCGUCAUCGACGACACGCCGCCUGUUCCCGGGACCGUGGUGGAACUGGACAGUAUCUACCACGCUGAUUUACUGGGAGAUGACUCAGAUGGCAAAGGAAAGUGCUACAACACAGAAGACUGCCAGGAGAUGGAUGCAGUGUGUCAGGCUUCUGUCACUCAAGUUGCCGUUGCCUGGCAACCAUUCAUGGACCCAGAGACACCAAUAACCAGGUACGAAGUCGCGGUGGGUACUGUACGCGGAGGGGCAGACCUGCGCAGCUUCCGACAAGUUCCCGAUCCUGACACCUGUUUCUUUGUUGUGAACAACUUGGACCUGUCCGACAUUAGACAGGUCUUUGUAACAGUGAGAGGGCACAACGCGGCAGGGCUGUCCAGUGUAGCCGUGUCUAACGGUGUUUACAUCAGUAAAAUCAGUGCAGGGUUACCUCCUCUCAAGCCGCUUGUUGUAAACGAUGGGGACUACGGUCGAGGCGACGUAGACUACCAGAGCCACAACGACGAGAUCAGCGCGCACUGGGACCUCAGCGGCGACCCCUGUCCCUCCGUGCGGACGGAGUGGUCUGUGGUCAGGCUGGACGGGCUGGAGAUCUGGCCACUUACCGAGUUGUCUCCAGGUGCUGACCGUGCCACCUUGGACGAGUUCAACCUCCUUGACGGUGAGACGUACUACACCGUUGUCAGGGCAACCAACCAGCUGGGCUACAGCUACUCCGUCAGGUCUGAUGGCGUCACAGUCAAGCUGGAGCCACUCGUUCCCGGGGUAGUGUGGGACGGUCCUAUCAUAGGGUUCGACCUGUCAUAUCAACAGUCCGUAACAACGCUAUCGGCCAACUGGGACAGUUUCGGGAAGGAGUACGGCCUCGGGAACGACGCUGCAAUUAACGGGGAGGCUGUUGAGAUUGGAGACCACCAAAUCAUAGACCAUUACGAAGUAGCAGUGGGGACAGACAGACGGUACCCAAGCACCCGAACUAACAUCCGUCCGUUCGUCAAUGUCGGGCGGAACAAGACCGUCACUUUUGAGUACCUCCAGCUCAUCCCGAGGACAGGCAUUUACUACGUCACUGUCAGGGCUGUCAGUCUUGCCUCAUCCACGACGGAAGUGACGUCAAACGGUAUCCGGGUGGGAUUCGGCGGUGACAUCAUAUCUCAUGGGGAGGUACAAAUACCAAGAUAUAUCUCUUCCAACGCAAAUAUCACGGUGGCCUGGAGUGAUUUUGAAUUCACCAUGCCCAUUCUCCUGUACCAGUGGGGCAUAACAUCCAACCGGACAAAAUUGGAGGAUAUGGACUGUCUAGACUUGCAAAACUUUGGCAAAGAGGGGUACUCCGUGAUCAGUGAGGAACACGCCCAUUUAUUUGACGUCUACCCUCUGACGAAAGUGGGCAGGGACACCAUGGCUCAGUACGAAGGGCUGGAGUUACAACAUGGCCAGACGUAUCACGUGGUUGUCGUGGCAACUGACGAGGCUGCGCAGUGCGCCAUGGCCCUGGCUGACGUCACCAUUGACACCAGCCCCCCGGUAGAAGGACGUGUGUUUGUCGGAUCACCCGCAGACAUGAACGUCAUGUACACAGCUUUGUCUGACCGGAUGGAAGUACUAUGGGAUGGUUACCAUGACAAUACGAGUGGCAUAGCCCAGUUUGAAGUCGCCUUGCUGUCGGGUGGUGACUGCCUGUUACAUGACAAAGACCGACUUACUGUUGAAGUGGAUUUCGUUCCCGUCGCCUCCAACCAGUCAUCCUACAUGUUUGUAGGCAUUGACUUGAAGGCCGACACCCCAUACUACAUAACCUUCCGUGCCAUCAACCGAGCAGACCUGGUGACGGAGUCCACCACCCCGCCCAUCCUACUGGACCGGCUGGACCCGGCCGCUGGGGACGUUAAGGACGGACUCGACUUUAAAAGCGACGCGACUCACCAGAGCUCCUUGACAGAAAUGAAAGGUGUGAUUUUACACCAUCCUAACCCGGUGGGGGACCCUUGCCCCAAAAGGACAUUUUCUAUGAACGAAAUGUACGACAGCUGGUCAGCUUUACAGACGACGGGGCUGCGGGGAGUGACGGGAGAAAGACGGAUUAUAUUUGACGCUGAACACAUUUCGUUUGACGAAGACGAGGGUCUGUCAGUCCGCCUGACACGUGAUAUUGAGUACGAGAGGAUGAUGUCAGGAGCCUACUCUACUGAAGUGGAUGGAAGCAUAACGGGGCAGUACGAGAUGGACAUUAUCGCUGCCAGUGGCGAGCUCCAGGCUGUCACCAGUGUCGUGUUUUGGGACGGACCGGAGGGCGUGGUCGGAGAUCACAAUGAAAUGAGCCUUGAACAAAAGGAAGUCCUUUUCCCCAGCAGCAGUGGGAACUGCAGCUGUUGCCAGCCAGGGAGUGACAGUACAGGAACUAAUGGCAACGUUACAUCUACCAAUGUAACAAGCGAUUGUAACUGUACUUGUACCAGCCCUUCAAGUGAACCAAACACUUCAACUGAAGAACCGACGAGUACGACUGAGUCUCCCCCAGAAUGGACAAUUGAGAAGGAUGAAACGGAAGACGAACCCAACUCAAAUUCCCCAUAUGCAUCGUGUGGGCUACAGAUUCAUCCAGGAAAUGCAGACAAGCCCAGCUACAUCGGGCUGUGGUGUCGGUUUGCCAACGGGACCCAGUCAGAACAGGGAGAAACUGCGAAGCUGGACUUCGACCCGUCAGCUGCCUGGCACAAGUACACCUUACAGUUCAUGGAGGAAAAGAUCUUUGCAACCAAGGUGGACAGAUCCAUACGAUUGUACAUCGACGGCCAGUUUAAGGCAGUUCUGACCGGAAUCCCCACCUUAAGCCCGACAACCAAGCUGAUUCUCAGCACCUGGAACAGGCAUGACUGGAUUCCCGAGCUGGUGGACCCGUUCGAACCACCAACAACGACCGCCUUAUUCCGUUCUGUUAGUCUCCCACCAGUUGCCGCUAGCUUGUGUUUACACGGGAAACCAUUCCGGAAUGGCGACCAGGCGGUAGUGCGGUUCGAGGCCGGCGUUGGUUCAGCUAAACUGCUGGACGAUAUUGCAUCAUUCAGAGAGGUUGCUAAGCCGUGUAUCCCGUGCUAUGCCCGGUGUGAUGUACUGGGUUGUGAUCCUGAUUGUGACGAAGACCAGACGUACGUACACCAGGUCCAUCUCACAGGGUUAGACCUGCCGCCACUGGUAUCUGUACCAGACUCCAACACUACUGUACAGGCUGUGUACUACCUCACUGUCAGGGCGGUUGCCGGUUCUGGUAGGGCAGCCAUUGCGUCGUCUAACGGGAUCUACAUCGACGUGACGCCGCCGGUCAUAGAGAACCUGUUCCACGUGGAUCUGUCCUGGUCACCGGACGAGCCCACUAGCUACCAGGGGGACAACAGCACCAUUGCUGUGUACUGGGAGGCCUACGAUAAAGAGAGCGAGGUAGUGGAGUGUCAAUGGGCAGUCGGCACAAGCCCAGGACAAACGGACGUCCAAAACUUCACAUCCGUUGGACCAGAUCAAAACUUAGUCUACAACGACAAGUUAGAUGGAAAGCUUAGCAAUAAACAGACCUAUUACGUCACUGUAAGGCUGGUCAACGGUGCUGGACUGGUCAGCGAGGAAACUACAAGCGGAGUAACGGUGCUGCUUGACCCCCCGGACACCAGUAGCAGCAACACCACAACAUCCUGUGAACAGACUGUGGAGAAAGGUUCCGCAUUACGAGGCGAAGGUGUGGACCUGUGUGGUGAUCAGGAGAAGAUUGACAUUACCUGGACCAGGGUAGAGGACGACUCUGUCAACAAUUACGUGUUCAGUGUGGGGACGUCAGCGGACAGCCCUGAUGACGUCAUCCCGCAGACACAGGUGGGGUAUAACGAGUCCGGCUGGGUGCACGUGAUCGAGAGGGAACUGUCGUUUGGGAGGUCAAAGGUCAACAUUUCGGACCUGCGCAGUCGUACAGAUGAACCAAGCGUCAAGACACAUCAUACAUUUCAUGUAGAACCUGGAAGGACAUUGUUCACAAGAUUGACUGCUUGUCAUGCCGGACAUAAGUGUGCGGAUAUCGCCGUGAAGAAACGAACGAUAUUGAGGGCCCAGGAUAAGCUGCUGACUUUCAAUAAUGUCUCUACGGAUGGCAUAGCGUUGGUACUUGGGGACGGCUCUGAGAACUCGUCCGUCAUCAUAGCAAAAUCUCAAGGACAAGACAUCAGUGUGUUUAAGCCCGAAGCUGUCGGAGCCGGUAUCCUGACUGAUCAUGACGUUUCCAUGACGUACACUUCCAAUACAGCUUUCAUCUCCAACCCUGCAUUUACCAUGCACCAGACGGACAGAUUCCUCAAAAACAGGGUUCGAAGAAUGUACGGUCAAUCGUUCUUCGUGUCGUCCAUCGGCGGUGAUGAAGUCGAUGCGCCGCUAACAGUCUCCGCUACUGUAGAUGACUCAGCACUGCGGAGGAAUGAGGUACCCAGGGUGGUGUUUUGGGACCCAGGGUCUGAAAUUUGGAGAGAUGUCCAUGGCACCUGUACAGACAGUCCUGGAACAGUGGAGAACAACCGGCAUGAGGGACUUGUCACUGCACAGCUUUGUUCCACCACGGCAGCACCAGGCCGUCUGACCAGGCGUAGUGAGCAGCGUUACUUCUCGGGCGCAUCACAGUUUGCUGUCGUCAUCAUCAAUGGUACUUUUCAAAACGGACCACCCGUGCUGCUGUCUCCACUGCGCAUGUCCAUGGGCGAGGAUGAGGGAAUUCUAAUCACCCAGCUCGUCGCCGAAGACCCGGAGGAUGACGAUCUGGUCUUCCAGCUAAACGAGCAACUGCAGGACUCAGGUGAUCUUGUUGAAUUGGACAAACACGGCACGCUGCGGUACAGACCAGCCCUGGACUUCUCGGGCUCCAGAAAAAUCCCUAUAAUCAUCUCCGAGUCGCGUGUGGACAGCAAUCCUCUACUCUCCACCACCCUGACCAUCGUCAUAGAUGUAGGGGACGCAAACGACACCCCGAAGCCGUUUUUGGUCUACGGGGGAGAAGAAAAACUCCAGGGAGCGGGAAUCAUCCACCUGACUGUGGAGGAAAACCAUCCUGAGAAUGUCGACUUCGAGGUGUUGAGGUUUGUGGCCGGAUCCUUCGACGUUGACGCCCACGAUGCGGUGACGCUGCGCAUCAAGGCACCUUCAAAUGGUACCAUUGAGGUCGGCAAGCAUGUGAAGGAAAUCACGUUCAAAGAGCCAAACUGUACCAUAUCUGUGGAAGCAAAGAUAAGAGAAUGGGCGGAUGUCUUCAACAAGUCUUGGGCGGGUCCUGCUAUCCCCUAUCCAUGCGGGAUAGUACUUCCGCACCCACCAGACAUCAUGAACUGGGCCGUUACCGCUGUAACAUACACCCCCGACCAACACUACUUCGGCGAAGACAUGGUAAAAUUCUACGCAGAAGAUGCAUUCGGAGCAAGGUCCAAACUCGUGACGGUUGUCAUCCACGUCUUGGAGAACCCUUGCAGGAACGGCGGAUGGUGCGUUGGGCCUGAAAGCGAUCCUGAUUGUCAAGACCAGUCGCGCAGUGACGGGUUCGACGACUACAUGUGCAACUGCACGGCGGGCUUCGAGGGAAGGUACUGCGAGAUCAACCCCAACGACUGCGUGCCCGACCCGUGUCCGACGAACUACACCUGCAUCGACCAGGUAAACGGUUAUGUCUGCCACUGCGAGCCCGGCUGGCCCUGUAACGGCAUGACGCUGGGGGAGAUCGUGGGCAUCACAGUCGGCUGUCUGGCAGCGCUGAUCAUCAUCAUCGUCAUCUUUAAGAAGAGACAGAACGAGGCACGUAAAGUCAGCCAAAGCCCGACAGGAAGCCAGGUUGAACUCCAUGACUUGUCCAAGCCAGGUGGAUUAGUGGUGCCACCUGCGAUCCGCAACCCAGCUUACAAAACCAUGAACGUCACCGACGGAAGGAUGAACUUCCACAAGGUGAAGAAGGUCUGGGACCAGGAGGUGGAGGAGGUGGAGUUCCAUCACGUGGAACAUCAGGAAGCAGCGCCUAACAGCAAGGCGGCUCAAGGCAAAAGUGCUCAGGAUGACACGGAUGUGUCCGGGUCUUUUGUCAGCCUGCCCGGGAGUGUGAUGUCAGAUACCAGCACCUGAGAGGCUGAAACAGACCUCUAAGGAUUUUUUUUGCCUUUUUGUCAAAUGAUUAAAGAUUCGUGACUCGCAGGUUUAAUACAGUGAUUUGCUUUUUUGCUAAAGUUUGUAACACAUAAUGCCGAUAAACAACGAAGAAGACGCUAGUAAUUGUGGCAAUUUGCCUGUGUAUCAGUUAUUUCAUAGUAUAGCAAACGUGAUUUAAUAUGUUUGUGCAGUCCUUUUUUCUUCUAUAAAUCCGGAACCGUAAAAUACGUAACGUUACCUUCUUUAUCACCGACACAUCGGUUUGUUAGUGGACUUUGUCCCAACAGAACAGCUCUACAGCUCUUCGUGUAAUGAUUUCUAUCCUCUUAAGCAGCAAAUGUUAGUAAACCAAUAUGCAACAUCAGCAGUUAGUGGAAUAACACAUCUGUAGUUAGAUGCAAACUUUUAGAAAGCUUCAAACAAUGCCCUGCAGUUAUAAUAGUGUUUUAGACUGUGUAUCCAAUUCUGAAUAAAUCAUUGCUUUGGCGUGUCA